AUGAGAAGACAAUUAUCCUUUUGUUUACUAUUACUUCUGCAAAUUAUGGCUUGGGUUCCUUCAACAAGUAGACCCUUCACACCAAAUCAUUAUACUUCUCAACUAUCAGAUGCCAACGUGACAAAAGGUCAUGGGUUCGAAUUCAACCACGCCUCAUUUCAAGUGGAAUAUUCAGCGCUUGUGCGAAUUCACACUUUUAGCCUAAUGUGCUCUCGUACAUUGAUGGAAGUCCAGGAAAAUUACAAGAUCCUUGCAGUUCAAUACAGGUAUAAACUCUUUCUGACUAAAGUUCUUAUAGAGUCUGAACAAACAGAAGAAAUAUACAAAGGAAUGAAAGAAUUAGGAUCUCGACCACCGAACUGUGACCACAGGUGUUCCGGUUGCACCCCUUGUGUAGCCACACAAGUUCCCACAGUCAGUGGCCAUUUAGGAAUACAAUAUGCAAAUUAUGAGCCUAUUAGCUGGAAAUGCAAAUGCGGACUGUCAUUCUAUAGUCCAUAA
Molecule: messenger RNA, 501 nt
Organism: Amaranthus tricolor (Joseph's coat)
Lineage: Eukaryota; Viridiplantae; Streptophyta; Magnoliopsida; Caryophyllales; Amaranthaceae
Product: EPIDERMAL PATTERNING FACTOR-like protein 1
Exons: 4
Coding region: 1-501 (166 amino acids)
Biological process (GO): guard cell differentiation; stomatal complex development
Source: RefSeq, a predicted model, not a curated record